AGACAGGCCUCAAUGACUCGGAUUAGAGAGGAGAGGAAAACUCUGCUGCUGCUCCAUGAUCGAAGAUCUACAAAACAUUCAGUUCAGAUUCACAGAAAUCAUCAAUCUCAUCUGAUCAGGGGUCAAUAUUCAGGUGCAGAGAUGAAGGUGAACACGGUCUGAGCUGAGAUAUUCAGGCUCUCCCCCAAAUCUGCAACAACAUGCCCGAAAAUGCGCUAAACCAAAAUCCAAGAACGGAGCCUGAACACAUCCUCCCAGGUAACCGUCCACCUGAAUCCGCAGCCUGUUCACGGAGCAGCGGGGAAAAAACCUCCACGGUCGGCCGAGGCGUUUCCCCGGAGAAAGUGUCCGCCUGCUGGGACUGAAAGAUGGGGCUAAAGGAGGAGGCAGCAUCCCUCCUUCCCUCCUCCACCUCCUCCUCCCCCGGCCCUCUUUGUGCGGAGGACGAUUUUUGGAUCAGUCCUCCUCACAUCCGCGACACCGACCACCAUCUCGGUACCGUUCACGGUGUCUCUGCCGCCGCUUACCUUCGUCCUCCUCCGGGCCGGGUCCUGUGCUCUGGUAGUCGGACUGGAUCCUGUUGCUUUAGGCCCCUGGAACACGGCGGGGUUGGUGCUGCUGCUGCUGCUGCUGCUGGUGGUGGUGUUGGUGCUGAGGAGAAGCCCCUUGCUGGUUACCGUGUGGUUGACGCAUUCGGCUCUGAUGAUGAUGAUGAUGUGAGGGCAUUUGUGUUGGAGCUCCAGGUGCGCUCUAGCGGCCGGACGAGGGAACUACAGCGAGGCGCGGGAGAGAGCCACAUUCUGGAGGAGGAGCUGUCCACGACCACCACCACCACCACCUCCUCCACGGUGCUGCUGAGGGGAUCCCGAACAUCCCGACACGGAACAUCCAGGUAAACAGACACAGAUGGGACACGCUGCGUGGGUUUGCGUGUUUUUAGAGCUAAAACUGAUGCAUGGCGAGGACGUGUUUCUGCGUGUUGUCCCGUGAUGGGUGGGUGUUUGCGCUUCCACGGAAUGCGGACAUUAAACAUGAGCCGGGCUGAGCUCGGAAUGCUGCAGCAGAACCAGAACCGACACAGGGGGGGCCCACGGGUCUGCAGCUCAUCCUGGGGGGACAGGGUUUAUGGUUUAUAGAGACUGGAUCUAAAGGGGGGUUUGUGGUCACGGUGCGUGUUAUUGAUGGAGACUGCGAAAAGAAACGGAGUUCCCUCCCACCUCAGGGCGUGCACGUGCGCGUACACAUGCACGUACUCACAGAUGCGCAGAUCAUAGUUCACAGUUUUUAAUGACGUCAAGUCAGUAUGGAAGUCAGUCUGUGCCAUCUGACUUUGAGUUUGCAUUUCUAAAAUUGAAAUUUUUUUUGCAUCAGAAUCAGACUUUGGAUUUCAAAUCCAUCAAAUUUCAAGCCCGUAUUUUGAUUUCAUACACUAAUUUCUUUCACAAUGAUGAAAUAAAUCCAGUGUAAAAAAAAAAAAAAAUUCUCAAAUUAUUCCUUUAGUGAAAAUUCGACUUAAAACAGACAGCGUAAAACAGACAGACUCAACAUCCGGGUAACCACAGAGAAGCGAAUCAAUUUGAAUCAAUUAGUGAUCCAGCCAAUCAAUCAGUUAUUAGAUUGGUCAUGUGACACCGACCCCAGAGGAAGAUUGGAUCCAAUCGAUCGCUUCUCCCUGAUGUUGAGUUGUUCUAUUUUACACUAAAUUUUAUUCACACUGAAUUAUUUGACACUUAUUUUUUUUACGUUUUUUUUUUAACCUUUUUUUGAAGUCGAAAUUUUACUAAACGAAUAAUUUGAGAGGCCGAUUUUUUUUUACACUGAACUUAUUUCAUCAUUGUUAAAAAAAUUAGUGUAUGAAAUAAAAAUACGAGCUUGAAAUUCGAUGGUUUUCAAAUUCAAAGUCUGAUUUUGAUGCAAAAAAAUUUCAGCUUUAGAAAUUUAAAUUCAAAGUCAGAUGGCACAGAUUGACUUCCAUAGUCCCCUGACACACACACACACACACACACACACACAGUACUUGAUCAAAUUGAGUGCAAAUCAAUUUCUCGGAUGUCCUACAGGACAGCGCCGGCUCUGCUCUGUUAUCUUCUGCUUCUUUAUUGGAGGUCGUAAAAUCUGCGUUGAGAUUGAGAUCAACACAUGAAACACACAGACAUGCAGCUUUUUGUCCACUCUGCAGUUUGCUGAAGAAGUGAUCUGACCAUGAGAGUCGGUCCCUGGAUGUUUGGGUGUCAGACUCACUGAUGGACUGAACUCAGAUCAGCUCUGAACUUCAUUUUGUGGAUUAGACAUAAAAAGGAAUCAGGCUGAUGAGAGUUAAAUUUUCAGAGAGGGCGAACAGCCAACAGGGACAGUCUGUGCUCCUCCUGUGGUCUUAGAGGAAAACCUAAACAGGAAAUAAAGAGAGGAAAGGACAAAGAGUGCAGAUUAAAGUCUUAACUUCAGAGCAAUGCCUGCUGGGAGCUGCAGCUACAUCUGCAGUGAGUGUGACCAAAGAACAAGGGGUCUGAGAUCAGGAUUUAUGUAACACCACGGAGCAAGCGAGCGGCAACUAACAACCAAUAAGAUGGAGCAGUAAGCUGUCUGUAAGGAGGCCGAGAACCGCCACUGAUACAAACGUGGACCAAACAGUGUCCAUGGAUACAGGUGGCACCAUCUCAGAUACAACUAAACAACAGAGUGGGUUUAAACAACAUCAAAUAUGUAGGUAUUCAUAAACCACCUUCAUUAGAAAAACCAUUUCAACUACAAAAGAUUCAUGUAUAAUAUCAGUAAGGACUUCGAUCGAUGGUCAAUACUGCCCCUUUCUCUACUGGGCCACACUGAGAGUGUUCGUAUGAAUGUGCUGUCUAAAUUAUUAUAUUUAUUUCAAAUGUUACCUGUUGACAUCCUAAAACCACAUUUGACAAACUGGACAAACUAAUCUCAAUAUUUAUGAAGGUGCUACAGUUAUCUGCAGCAAAGGGAGAGAUCAAACCACCUGAUCUGAGAAACCGUUCAUAAUCUGGAUCCAGGAUCUUGCGUAAACACACUGGCUCAAUAUUGAAAAGAGUUUAUGUGAACGACCUUUACAGGCUCUGCCAUUCUUAGAUCUCUAUCCAAGUAACAUAAAUAUGGGAGAUUGGACUAAAAUCACAUUAAAUAUAUGGAAGGCAAUAAAAUCUGGAUUUGGGCUGCCUAAAACUACUUCAGCACUUACAGACAUUGGAUAUAAAAACGACUCUGUGCCCUCUAAAUCAGAUACAGGCUUCAGGAAAAGGUCCAAGUGUGGACUCUCCGAUCAACAUCAACUCCACAAUGAUGGAAACUUUCUAUCGUUCACACAGCAAGAGGAAUUUCAGAUACAAGCAUGUUUUCUCAGAUACGUAUGUCUGCAGUGUUUGACUUCUGUAGUCCAAGUGCAUGCUGGGAUAGAUUGUGGCUCCCUGUGACCCUGAAAGAGACUCAGGUCCAAUCCCAAACCGCCUCCUUCACACUCGGCCUUCACUACCGAGUGUCACUCAUAAUGAAGUCACACUCACAGCUGUGAAGUGCGCCUCAAUCGAAAUGGGAGGGUACGAACAAGACGGGCGGGUUUGGGACGCCCUCCUCACUCCACCGGAACACGGAAAGAUUCAUCGCCAUAGCAACACAAAGACGCGUCCUGUGCAUGGCAGCGUUAAUUUUCUUAGUAAACGGACAUCAUGUUCAGUUCUGAUCCGGCUCCCUCGUUUCUUCAUCCUCCCAGUAAAAUCAUAAAUCCAGGAACCAUCACAGAGACAGGAACUAAAUUAAACUUCUGAUGGUUGGUGACUCCACACGACUUUGAACCCCUUUACUAUUGGACAUGAGCCUGACCAAUCAAAUGUCAGCUCAGAGGAAGAUUUCGGAGUUUCAUUUGAUCUUUCCGAACCACGUCUUUGUCAGUGAGACAAAGGUGGACACAAACGGAGCUGAUAUUUGUUUGUUGUUUCCUCCUCCUCCAUUAUUGCCGGCGCACUUCCUGCAAAUCCUGUCGUGGGUGACCAUCGGUGCUGACUCGCGAUUUGAGGGCGGAACGGUCCACUCGCCCUCCUCACUCUGUGUUUGGGACAGCCUUUAAUAUGGCGGAGCCUCCGUCCUCCUCCAGGGACGUGCAAACGGAGGGCGAGUGUGUAGGGCGAGUGUGUAGGGGCGGUUUGGGAUUGGGCCUAAGUAAAAAUAGAUGAGUUGGGCGUCACAGUCCCGGUCUGUGAUGAUCUUUAGACUCGAUCUGAUCAAUACACUCUCCGAUCCCCACCGGUUUCCCAGAACCCACCUGACCCUGUCCCUCUGUUUCUGUUUCAGUGUCUCGUGGUCUGCAGAGAUGAUGCACUGGUCCAUGAACACGCUGCCCUUGCCUCCGUACGUGGAGCUGGGCGUCCACUCUCUGAGCGGCCUCCUCUGGACUCUGCUGCUGCUCUUCCUCUGGCACUGUUAUCGGAUGGGCUCCGACCUGCCCAUCCCCGGACACGCGCACGCCGGGAAGCUCAAGUCAGGCUCCAGGCGGUCCAUGAUGUCCCGCGGCGGUAGCUGCGCCGCAACCAAGUGUAGCGCACGGUCCAAGCUGUCAAGGACUGAUCAAAUUGCUCCCUUUAUUUCCAUGGAAACGGAGGACGACGAGGAGCAGGGACAGGCCUACCUCACCCCAGUGCUGAGUCAUGCCUUGUUCCCGGCUCAGGCCUCUGCAGAGGCCAAGAAACUGUACGCAGCUCUGCAGGAGUACGCCAAGCGCUACAGCUGGGUGGGCAUGGGACGCAUUCAUAAGGGUCUGCGUGAACAGGUAAGUCCAAAACCUGGAGCUGGAGCCUGGAAUCACAACUUGUCAGAGUCAGCUGUUCGUCAAAGUUUGGAGUUUUAUAGAAAAUGAAACCAACAGAUCGUACGUAAAAGAAGACAUAACAGCUGAUGAUGAUGAUGAUGAUGAUGAUGAUGAUGGUCGUUGUUCCUCCUCCAGGUCCGACUGAACGAUCACUCCACCAUACAGAAGCCUCAUCUCUUCUUCCUCCCUGAUGUCCCGAGUGUUCCUUUCUUCCCUCGUGACGCUCAUCGCCACGACAUCGAGGUUCUGGAAGCCAACUACCCGGUGAUCUUGUCUGAAUUCAAGGCCGUUUAUCAGCGCGGCAUCGACUCAAAACUGGGCUGGACGUCUCUGGGACCAAAGGUACGAUUUAUAAGAGCAGGAAACUCUUCGGCUGAGUCUAAAUCAUGAUUAUUAAACUGUUUCAAAACGUAAUAAAUCCCACCAAACAUCUUUUUUGGCGUCAAACCUUAAAUUAUAUUAUAUUUACAACACUGCAGUUCACUUCUGUAACUGUACGACUUCAGUUCAGAGACUUUCUUGACUCCGAUCACGUAAACACAUGAAGAGGUACACACAGGUAGACUCUGAUCAGGAUCCAUCUAUCCUAGUUUUCUGUUUCCAUCUCACUGAAGCGAAAACCUUCAUUUAGCUCCAUGGUUCAGGUUUUCACGUGUCAUUGGUCCACCAGUCCAUCCAUGACUGCAGGUCUUCAUCUCUUUCAGGGCCAGGCGGUGUUUCCUCUCUACAGCGCCGGUGUUUGUGUGGCGGGGAACUGUCGCUCCUGUCCCUGCACCUACCGCACACUCCUCUCUCUCCGGACGUUUAUAAGCAGCAACUCGUUGGGAUCUGCUGGAUUUUGGCUGCUGGGGCCCGGGACCACUUUGGGGAGCUCUUAUGGACCCACCAACACACGCCUGCGCUGUCAUCUUGGUGAGUAAAAGGACGGUACAGUGACGUAAGAUAAAACAGGCACCACUACACAGAGGAGAGUUAGCUUUCUGUAAACUCUUCUGAGUCUCGGUCCGUCUGUGAUCACGAGGAUGUUGCACAACAGAACAGCUCAGAGGAGAUCUAACAACUGAACCUCAGCAGCUCUGGACCGCAGGCAGCGUUCAGGUCACAGAACCGGAACAGUAUUUCAAACCCGUGACCCACAGCUGAGGGUUCGUUCAGAUCUUAUAAGGUACAAAUUUAAGGAAGGGAGUCGUCCUUCUCCAGGAAUAACAGACUUGUAUUGAAGCACCAUGUUAAAGGGAUAAUCCGGCGUAAAAUUGAUUUAUUAUAUGUCCUGUUGAUGAAGUUAGGUGCUGUUCUGAGCAUUAUUUGUGGCUAUAGAGUGGCGUUUUGGUUGGGGGCGUGGCUCUCUGUAUUGCUAUCCUGCGGUCGUUACUAAAGUUGGUAUAACUAGAGAAGCAAGCGGUUGACAACAUUCAUCUCUGGAGGCGGGGUCUAACUCGGUGUUACGGUGGGUUUGACCCUAAAUUAAUUUUACGCCGGAAUUUCCCUUUAAAUCCGCAAACUUCACUAAAUAAAGCCAGAAAACUCUGUAAACAGUUUUUGAUGAGGUGAAUAGAUUAACCUGAGAAAUAUGCCUGCACCCGCUGACAUGUAUUAUUGUAUUAUGUAAUGAUAUCAUACUUCAAUAAUCCAAAAAGGGAAAAAAAAAACAAUAAUCACCAUAAAGGCAGCAGCAGUUUGUGGGUCAUGGCUGAGGUUCAGAUCCCCUUUAGCCCAGUUGUGCGGUGCUCCAUCUGGCUUUAAUCCACACACACACACACACACACACACACACACACACACACACACACACACACACACAGGGAUGGAGGACAGGCUCUUCCCAAACUCUAACACAUCGCCUCUGUAGGUCUGCAGACUCCGCCCUCCUGCGAGCUGGUGGUUGGAGGAGAGCCUCAGUGCUGGUCAGAGGGACACUGCCUCCUGGUCGAUGACUCCUUCCUUCACACCGUCUCCCAUAAGGGUCAGUGAAUCAUGUGGUUUUAUCUGAUCAGACCUGUUAGGGGUUCACCUCUGCAUGAGUUUUAGCACGUGGUCAUUUAUUCUCUUUAAUUAGACGGUCGUGAAGCAAAGUGAAGUCCGUUUUUGGGGCUCCUCGUACAGAUCUGUGGUUGGGUUGACUUCACGUGGACAAAUGUUCAGCUGAGGACGAAGGUUUUGAGAAUGACACAAAUAUUAAUUUUCCUAAAGUUGCUGCUUCAGUUUUUCAUGAUGGUCAAAAACAUGAAGUCCAGAAUGUUCUGAGGAGUGAUCAGAUGAGAUGUAAUUAACUGCAGUGUACCUAUUUCUACUGCGUUUCAGCCCAAAAGGAUCAGCUGAGAUCAUCUGAGUGAUUCUCUGGUUAACACGGGUGAGAGUGUUGAUGAGGACAAGAGUGGAGGUCGAUCUGUCAGACUGACGGAGUAAGAAUAACAGAGUGGAGGAUUUAAAAGGAGGGUGGAGCUGAAAUCAUUGUUCUUCCUGCAGUCAUUAUUACUUUAACUUCACAGAAUAAGGAUGUUAGUAAGAUUACACCGAAAACAAUCAAUCAUCAGAUCAUCAGGAACUUCAGGAACAGAGGUUCAAUGAUUGUGAAGAAGGUUUCAGGGUGCCUAAGAAAGUCCAUCAAGAGUCAGAACUGUCUCCUAAAGUGGAUUCAGCUGCAGGAUCGGGGAACCACGAGUACAGAGCUCAGGUGUGAGUGAAUCUGUGAGUACAGAGAGGAGAAGAGAAAGAAGAAACUUCUCUCCAGGAAAAACAUCAGAGACAGACGGAUAAUCUGUAAAAGUUCAGGGACUGGACGGCUGAGGACUGGGGUGAAGUCUUUUUCUCUGAUGAAUCUCCUUUCUGAUUGUUUGUAGAAGAAAAGGUGAGCGCCACCAUCAGCCCUGUGUCAUGACAGCAGUAAAGCAUCCUGAGAUCAUUCAUGUGUGGGGAGUGGACUCACAAAAACAGUCAUGAAUAAAGAACCAAAACAUCCUCAGAGAGCUUCUCCAAACAUCUGAGAUCAGUUUGGUGACGAACAAUGAUGGAGCGCCUCACCAUGAGGAUAAAGUGAUGAAGUGACUAAAAAAAUGGGUCUAUGGGUCUAUGGUCAGGAACCUCCCCAGACCUUAAUCCCACGAAGAACUUGUGGUCAAUCUUAAAGAUGUGGACAAACAAAAACUUUAUGAAAUGUUUGUAAUUAGACUUUAGUGUAACACAGAAACAUCUGACAGAAAGAUCGAAAACCACUGAAGCAGCAGAGUUUGUGAACAUUCAUACUUGUGUCAUUCUCAGAACUUUUGGCCUCGGCUGUAGCUUCAAGGUCUCACAAAGUCUUUGCAGCACUUUUAUUUUGAAAGAAGGGUUUCUACUUCUGUUCAGUGAUCUUACAGUUAUAGUUCAUUUACACACCAGCACAGCAGGAGGUCAAAGUGAAACCUGAAUCAUUAAAACGAUGCUGUGUCCUGAGAUCUGACUGAUCUACUCGGCGCUCCCGUUCUCUCAUAAACCUGCAUCUACUUGGACUUCCUCCUCAGGGCCUUCGGAUGCCGGACCUCGAGUCAUCCUGAGUGUGGAUCUCUGGCAUCCAAACGUGGCUGCAGCCGAGAGACAAGCUCUGGACUUCAUGUUCAGCCCUGACUGCUGAAUCCACUCCUGUGCUCCCACCACCAUACAACACGCAGGGAUGCCUUACUUUAGUCCUGCUCGUUGUGGGUCAUUCAUCUCAUUCCAGUCAAUGAAUCACUGUGUGAAUCUGACCUAAGAGUUACACAAGCCAUCAGCCACACUUUCAGGUGGUGUUGGAUUUAUGGUCUACACCAGCAAGUGCCACAUGGAUGCAGUAUAGAUGAUGUUGUCUGAAAGCACAAGGAUACCGACCCUCUGAGGAGCAGAUCUGCUGUUGUAAAUCUGAUCUCUACAUCCUAUUCUAUGCUCGUCGUGAAUGCUUCCUGCAUGUGAAACCUCUCGGUCCUGAUUCCUGGACUUGCAUGUGCUCAUAUGCCUUCAGGACGGAGAGGCCGGUCCAGUCUCUGUUAUAUUUGAAGUGGAUUAUCGAAGACUCAACCAAAAAUACUGUGAGAAAGUAAACGAUAGUUUAUUUUUGUCCCCAUAAUGGAUGCCAAACUUAUAUCAACUUUUGCACACUGUGGUUAUUCUCUCUGUUUCUUUCUAUAAUCCUCUGUGUGUAACUGUGUGUUUCUAUCAAUAAAUAUCUAUAUAUAUUAACA
This is a messenger RNA of Xyrichtys novacula (pearly razorfish), 9012 nucleotides long. NCBI's taxonomy places the organism in Eukaryota, Metazoa, Chordata, Actinopteri, Labriformes, Labridae. The record is from the annotation of a GenBank genome assembly.